Molecule: messenger RNA, 4502 nt
Organism: Cavia porcellus (domestic guinea pig)
Lineage: Eukaryota; Metazoa; Chordata; Mammalia; Rodentia; Caviidae
Gene: Amotl2
Product: angiomotin like 2
Exons: 10
Coding region: 422-2740 (772 amino acids)
Biological process (GO): hippo signaling; regulation of cell migration; establishment of cell polarity involved in ameboidal cell migration
Cellular component (GO): bicellular tight junction; plasma membrane; cytoplasmic vesicle
Source: RefSeq, a predicted model, not a curated record
GGCUCUCACUUAGAAAGAAUGCAGCCUGCUGUCCAGUCCGGUGACGUCAGCGCUGGAGUAUUUGGAAAACAAAGAGAGCUGGGAGGGAGCGAGGGAGGUGGACCCGCGACGCUUAAAGACCUCUCCCGGCCGCGGACUACCCUCCCUAGCUCGCCCGAUGUGUACUGGCGUCUGCCGGGGCUCCGAGCCGCCCCAGAUCGAGGCAGGGCGGGACCCUUGGCCGGUGUGAUCUGAUUUGGACACUAUCUGUGGUUCCUUCGGCGAGCGCGAGCACAGGCGAGCCUGGAGGUCCGCGCUUGCUUGGCAAGGUGGUUUUCAGAGGGCGCAGCGCGCUCCCUCGGUAGAGGCGCACUGCUCUGGUGCUCUGGGUUCAGGUGCCUGCUGGCCAUUGCCUAGGAAGGUGUCUGUAAGCCAAAGAAGCAUGAGGACGCUGGAAGACUCUUCUGGGACAGUCCUACACCGCCUCAUCCAGGAGCAGCUACGCUAUGGCAACCUGACAGAGACACGCACGCUGCUGGCCAUACAGCAGCAGGCCCUGCGGGGUGGGGCUGGAGCUGGGGGCACUGGGAGCCCACAGGCCUCCCUGGAAAUCUUGGCACCUGAGGAUGGUCAGGUGCUACAACAGGCCACCAGGCAGGAGCCCCAGGGCCAGGAGCACCAGGGUGGUGAGACACACCUGGCAGAGAACACCCUCUACCGGCUGUGCCCGCAGCCCAACAAGGGUGAGGAGCUGCCUACCUAUGAGGAGGCCAAAGCCCACUCGCAGUACUAUGCAGCCCAGCAGGCAGGGCCCCGGCCACACGUCGCAGAACGGGAUCCUCGUGGGGCCCCAGGAGGUAGCCGCCGGCAGGACGAGGCCCUUCGGGAGCUGAGGCACGGCCAUGUGCGCUCGCUGAGUGAACGGCUCCUGCAGCUGUCCCUGGAGAGGAACGGUGCUCGAGUACCCAACCACAUGAGCUCUUCUCACAGCUUCCCCCAGCUGGCUCGAAGCCAGCAGGGCCCGCCAGCCCGGGGUCCUCCCGCUGAGGCCCAGGAGCCCCGUGGACCCCCAUCGCAGUACCCACACGUUGUACUCCCUCAUGAGACUACUGCUGUCAUUGACCCACGGUACCGUGCUCGAGGCAGCCCGCACUUCCAGCAUGCUGAAGUCAGGAUCCUGCAGGCCCAGGUACCUCCUGUGUUUCUCCAGCAGCAGCAGCAACAGUACCAGUACCUGCAGCACCCCCAAGAGCACACUACACCCCCACAUUCGGCUGUUCUCAGUCAUGGCCCACUGGCGUUGGAGGGCCCAGCAAGUGCCCAGGCCUCCUCAGCCACAUCAGGGAGCGCCCACCUGGCCCAUAUGGAGACUGUGUUGAGGGAGAAUGCUAGGCUGCAGAGGGAGAAUGAGAGGCUGCAGAAGGAGCUGGAGAGCUCUGCAGAAAAAGGGAGCCGCAUUGAAAAGCUGGAGAGUGAAAUCCAGCGGCUCUCUGAAGCUCAUGAGAGCCUCACCAGAGCCUCUUCUAAGCGUGAAGCCCUGGAGAAGACCAUGCGGAAUAAGAUGGACAGUGAGAUGAGGCGGUUGCAGGACUUCAACCGCGAUCUUAGAGAGAGAUUGGAAUCUGCAAACCGCCGCCUGGCAAGCAAGACACAGGAGGCCCAGGCGGGUAGUCAAGAUACGGUGGCCAAGCUGCUUGCUCAGAGCUAUGAGCAGCAACAGGAACAGGAGAAGCUGGAGCGCGAGAUGGCGUUGCUGCGUGGGGCCAUUGAGGACCAGCGGCGCCGGGCAGAGCUGCUGGAACAGGCUCUGGGCAACGCGCAGGGCCGGGCAGCACGUGCAGAGGAGGAGCUGCGCAAGAAGCAGGCCUACGUGGAGAAGGUGGAGCGGCUGCAGCAGGCACUUGGGCAGCUGCAGGCUGCCUGCGAGAAGCGGGAGCAGCUGGAGCUACGUCUUCGGACGCGCCUGGAGCAGGAGCUAAAGGCCCUACGCGCACAGCAGAGACAGGCGGGCACCCCCAGUGCAGGCAGCAGCAACAGUGGGUCCCCAGAGCUCAGUGCUCUGCGGCUGUCAGAACAACUUCGGGAGAAGGAGGAGCAGAUCCUGGCACUGGAGGCCGACAUGACCAAGUGGGAGCAGAAGUAUUUGGAAGAGCGUGCCAUGAGACAGUUUGCCAUGGAUGCAGCUGCCACUGCAGCUGCCCAGCGUGACACCACUCUCAUCCGACACUCCCCACAGCCCUCGCCCAGCAGCAGCUUCAAUGAGGGACUACUGACUGGUGGCCAUAGGCAUCAGGAGAUGGAAAGCAGGCUAAAGGUGCUCCACGCCCAGAUCCUAGAGAAGGAUGCUGUGAUUAAGGUCCUUCAGCAGCGUUCCAGGAAGGACCCUAGCAGGGCUGCUCAGGGUUCCCUGCGGCCAGCCAAGUCGGUGCCAUCCAUCUUCCCAGUUGCAGUGGCAGGGACCCAGGGCUGGCAAGGACUCUCAUCAAGUGAACGGCAAGCAGAUGCUCCUGCCCGGCUGACCAUGGAGAGGACACCCACAGAGGAGCCAGUGGCUGCAGCCCCCCUCACUACGCACUCCAAACACGGGAGUAGAGAUGGGAGCACCCAGACUGAUGGCCCUGCGGAGAGCACCUCUGCUUACCUGGCACCGGAGCCCGACAGCCUUCCAGGCUGCAGCAGUGGGCUGAGGGCAGCCUCUCUGGACUCUAUAGCUACAUCCAGAGUCCAGGAUAUGUCAGAUAUGGUGGAGAUACUGAUUUAAGGAGGUGGUUCUUUGUGGACCCUGGAUCAUGCUCUCCCCUCCUCUGCCACCCAGCCAUUCCAGCAGCCCCCGACUGCAGGUUCCACUUUCUCCAACCUUUGACCAUCCAGUCCCAGGAGCUCAGGAAGGAGUGCUGCAGGAGAGAGGGGAGCUGAAAGCAACCAGCACCCCUGGAGAUUCCGCUCAAAGCUACAUUCCACCUGUGCCCAUGGAGAAUGCAGAUUCACGCUUUCCCUGCCGUUGGGGUAGCAACAGAAAGCCCAGAAGGUAUCGAAGCCCCCUCUGCCUUGCCAGUUGACAUUCAGGCAAGGAGGGGAAGGGGAUAUGUUGGCUUGGGGAGCUGAUUCCCAAGGAUGGUUGCCCAUGGGCACCAAGUGGGGUGACCAGGCCAGCCAUGGUUUUUCUGGUUAAGUGUGAUUCCUGUCAACCUCAUCCACUCUUCAGCUCCUCAGUGCCUUCUUGGGAACACAAGACUUGAAUCUUUUAGGGACUGUUGAGGGUGUGAAUCUCUCAGAAAAGUCCCAGCUUCACCCCUCCCUUGGAAUGGGUUGGGACUAUUCGAGUGGAUUGGGGGACAAUGUGUGGUUUGUAUAUAAUUCCCUUUCUUAUGGCACAGAAGAUGGUGGCAUCUUGCUUGGUUCAGGUUGGGCUUCAUGGGCCACGCUCACUUCUGUGCUACCAUGCUUUCUGAAACUUUUGACUGGCUUCCCAGUUACUCCGCCUUCUCAAGUCCUUGGUCCAUGAAGUCUGAUUCAUGGGAUAAUGGUUCUUUUUGUAUGUGAAGACCCUGUCUUAAAUGCUCAUAGGAUCUCCAUCACUGGCCUUUUGAAGCUUCUGUCCCUGGGACAUCCUAUCAUUUUGAUGAUAAACUCUGAGCCACAUGAAAUGAGCCACCACACACAGACAUCUGCCGUGCCCGCCCAUGUACGUGGCUGGCCCUGCCCAGCGCCAUUUCUCUCUGAGGAAACUGGAGAAGUUGUGUUCUCAUACAUGUCUUUGUUCCCACCUGGAGGGACAGGGAAAGGGAACGCUGCUGUUCAAAACUAGUCAAUUAGCUGCAAGACGUAACUCAUAUCAUCCUCUGAGUGGAGCCUAUAUCAAAACAAAACAUCCCCUGUGAGGCUGGCUCCUCAAGCUACCCAGCCCCAGUACUGAAGCCGGGCCAAAUACUCAGAACAAGAUGAAGGUCUCCCACCUGGCAGCCUGCAGCCACCGUGACUGACUUCUUAAAGUCUUGUAAUUCAGCCCCAGGAGCAAGUGGGUGGGUUUUAGCAGUUUUGUCCUUAAUGGUUUCUAGUUUUCCUCCAAUCUUCGUUGUUGUGUGUUUUUCUUCACUGUUUGGAGAUUCAUUAUGUGUUGUUUUAUUCUCAUGGUUCCCUGAAUUUCCUCUUUAAACAUUUGCAUUUGCUGGACAAUUGCAUAUUUUUUUUAAAUUCCCCUUACCCCAGUUUAAAGCUGAAAAAUACAUUUGGUUCAUGUGCAUUGUUUACAAAACAAAAAGAAGAAAAAAAGGCAAAAAAAAAUAUUGUGAAAGGUGAAAAAAAACAACUUAAUAUAUUUUGGAUUAAUAUUUGGUAUUUCUUUUAAAGUAUUUUUUGUGCUGUGAAUGUUUUCUGCCAAAGACCAUGAUGUGUGUCUAUAUGUUUAAGUUAUCAUAAAUAUUUAAAAUGUAAACAUGGCUGUUUUGUUAUGCCACCCUGUACCAGGACUGCUGCUGCAUUCCACUGGGUAUAACAGUAUUUUAAUAAAAAAAUUAUUACGA